CGUAACUCUCGGUUAAGAAACGAUCGUAAGGAAAGUACAUCAUCUGUCUUUCAUCAAAUCUGAUAAAUUUUCUCUCGCUAAAAACUUAAUGAAGAAGGAAUUCACCGUCCCACCGGUGAUUUUUCCCUCCGGCGACACCACCUUCGUAAGCGGUGGCGGAACCCUCCACCACCGCCGUGUCCCGACGGCACCAUUUCAGCCACCGCGCCCCGCCAUGUCUUCCAUCCCCUCCUUCUUAUCCUUCGACAUCGGCCCCACCUCCUUCUCCGUCCCCGUCUCCGGCUCCGACGAGCCAUCCUUACUCGAAGAACUCGAAAUCGACGCAUCCCUAAUCUACCGCAAGAGCCUGUCUCUCCUUAACCCGUUCCGCCUCAACCCUGCCGUCCACGACUCGGCCGAUCUCUCCGGCUCCUUCCUCUACUACAUGUCCUUCUGUCUUUUCCAAAUGCUUGCUGGGAAGGUCCAAUUCGGCGUCGUAUUAGGCUGGAUUGUUGUGUUUUCCAUCUUCUUGUACGUUGUGUUCAACAUGCUUCAAGGCAAGAAUGGCAAUUUGGAUUUGUACAGGUCUUUGAGCCUGGUUGGUUACUCAUUGUUGCCUGUCGUGGUCUUUUCGGCCUUGUCGUUGUUCAUCCCUCAAGGCUUUGUGGUGGCGAAUUUCAUCCUCGCGGCUGUGUUUGUGAUGUGGUCGACUAGGGUUUGUUCGUGCCUUCUUCUCGAGGGUGCAUCGCGUGGCGACGAGCAUCACGGGCGCAGAGUGGAGGCGACUUACUGUAGCUCAAAAUUAUAUCUUUGUACUAUGGACGUAUCUCUAGAAAUCGAAAGAGCGGACAAACCACAUACCAUCUCUUGAAUUGUGUGAUGAAAGGAAACAAAAAUUAGCAGGUGAAUUGGUCGAUUCAUGCACACUCUAUUAUUUUCAGACGGAUUGAGUAGAGGUUGGUUGCUGGCUAGUCAUGGUGGAUGGUAGAAGAUGAAGGAUGAUGCGAGUGUAUGUCAGGAAUGGUGGUUUGCAUCUAUGGUGGGCAUUUCUACUAAUCUAUUUGCCUUGCUUUUUGAUUUGGACAUGUGCUUCGUGGCAGUAAAUUCCUGCCUUGUUCUGUUUGUAUCAAAAUAGGCAGGAAGGGCCUUGUCUUUAGCCCACUUUGUUUUGACACAGGUUCAAAGAGAUUUCAAGAUUUGUUUUGUUUGAGAAACCAAAUCAAAGCCAAGCCCCCAUUUCAUACAGGUACUUGUAUAUAUUUGUUCAUGUAUAUAUGUAUUUUGUUUUAUUGGCCAUGUGUAUAUAUGUAAUGUUGUAUAGUUACACGUUAAUUACUAUUUACCUUUUAUUUGUUGUGAUUUCGUUAUUAUUUUGUUCUAAUAUUUGUUUAUAGUUCAAAAUGAGGAAAAUAGAAGAAAGCCUCAAUUAUGCAAUUUUGUGAUUAAUACGCAAAUGAGUUAUCAAUAUUAUUAAAUUCUGUAUAUACUUUGGAGGUUAUGGAAUGCAACCACUUAAUUGGUCGUUUAUGAUUUGAAUGAUAUGAGAAAACAUGAAGUUGACAACAUGACAUUUAUGGCUGUUCAUAUAUACUGCUCAGCAGUCAUCGCUUGCUUGGUUAAUCUUUGACUUGUUACUCCUUAGAAAUAGAAAUAACUCUCACUCUAUGGGUGGUUGGGUGUCUAUGGCCCUAUAUAUGUAUGUGUAUGUAUGUAUAUUCCCUGUGUAGCUCUAGACUAGAUAUACAUCUCUUCAAUUUGUUUUUGAGUAUAAAUUGUGAUGGGUUUGCAGAUCAACUUGAUAUUAUAAUUUCGGUUAAGGUAGUGACAUAUUUUUGCUUACACUACAACAAAAUGCACCUUUGGCGACUAAAAAAAAUUUAGUCGCCAAAAGUUAUGGAAUUGGCGACCAACAUUUUUUUUUUGGUCGCCAAAAGUAUAAUAUUUAGCUACUAAUUUUUUU
Molecule: messenger RNA, 1939 nt
Organism: Camellia sinensis
Lineage: Eukaryota; Viridiplantae; Streptophyta; Magnoliopsida; Ericales; Theaceae
Source: RefSeq, a predicted model, not a curated record